This is a messenger RNA of Pocillopora meandrina, 2394 nucleotides long. NCBI's taxonomy places the organism in Eukaryota, Metazoa, Cnidaria, Anthozoa, Scleractinia, Pocilloporidae. The record is from the annotation of a GenBank genome assembly.
UGUAUUUUCAUCAACAAUUGCAAGCCUUUAGCCGCACAGGCCGUUGCCUCUGUUCCACACAGAUCUUUCGCAGACGGGAGAUGGCACAAGUUUAACAUGUUCAUCACUAAUAACGUGGAGAACAGCAACAUGCAUUGUAAAGUGGAUGGGUUAGUAUCACAAAAAGCCAAAUCCCAAGAGCGUUUAGUUAGUAAAGUUCAGCAAAUAUUAUAUCUUGGAGGUCGCCCUGACACGAAAAAGCAACAGGAACUGAAUGGAAGCUUCACUUGUCUAACAAAAGCGGCAAAUUUCUCUGGAUGCGUCGCAGAUCUUGAAGUAAGCUUUCACAGUUCAGGCAUUCCAGAGCGUUCGAAUAUGUCACACAUAAAACAGUUUGGAGAUGUUUCAACUCUUUGUACAGCGGCAAAGGAAAACAUUGCGUCAUUUUCUGAUAAAAAUUCCAAGGUAUUGCUCACGAUGAAAGACAACAUUAAGUUAAACACAUCUUUCGAAUUUCAAGUCCGAACCAGCCAGUCAAGAGCAUUUGUUGGAAAGAUAAUGAAUAAGAUUUUCACGGCCUUGUUUUUCCUGGAAAUGGGUCGCAUGAAAGUUUCUAUAAGACUCGAAGCUACUGAAGGCCAUAAAGGCGAUUCCUUUCAUCUGACCUCUGGAGGAACUUCACUUUUUGAUAACUAUUGGCAUAAAGUGAAUUUUUAUUUUGCUAAGGGGACUGGCGCUUAUUUAUUCAUUGACGACGCCUUAAGAGGGCACUACGAGUUUAGAACGACGAUGUCAAACAAAGACUUUCAAAAUGGGCGCGAAUCGUCUCACUUUACAAUACGUUUUGGACGCAGCGCUCGAAAAUAUCCCUGCUUUAUAGGUUGUUUGCGUGAUGUCUUUGUAAACAGUCAUAGCAUAAAUUUUACUCAGUUCAAUUCCAAGGGAAUUUCUGUAGGGGAGUGCGCAUAUUCCUCCAAACGCGAUUGGUCAAAAUUGGAAAAAGACAUGACUAAGAAUAAAACUGCCACAUGGCCUACGAAAGAUCCUUUUUCUGUGAGCACAUACUUAUAUGGAGAAGCUCCUGAAACAACCAUGGAGUCUACUGUUUCCUUAACGCUAGGAUCGAACGCAUCAGGAGGAACAUUCACGGAGCUGACCCCUCAGGCAAAACAACGUUUUCAAAAUGAUUCAAGUUUUGAUCAAACCUAUCCAAUUGUCGUAGCACUUGCAGUUGGCUUGUUAGUUAUAAUUAUUGUAAUAACAUACAUUCUCGGAGUUGGUCUAAAGCCAAGGAUCCAGAAAUGUUUCAAACGGACUACCACCGAGGAUAAAGGUGAAACAGAGAAGAGCUCCAUGAGACAAGCUGAAGAUGAAGAUAAACACCUCUCAAAUCUAUCCGGCGAACCCGGUCGUGAUAAAGAGAGUCUCGCCCAAUAUAACUCUCAUGCUCUUACAUCAAAGAGAUUCAGUGGGAUGAGGACGCACGAAAACCUCAGAUCAGGAAGAGGACUCGAUGAAAUAUCAGUCAAAGUAUGGGAAGAGCGCUAUUUGAACAAUGCUGCUUGCACAACCGUAGAUUCGAAUUUCCUCACAAUACCAAAAAGCUACUAUACCCAAGUACCGACUACAAAAUCUCAAGAAAAACUGUCCAUAAACUUUGAUAUCAUUGGACAAACGAUUAACAAUACUCCGCGCCUAAAUGACUCUGUCACUUUACGCAACCUUGACCAUGGUGUCCUUGGACAUCCAUCUGACUCGAUGGGGGAGUGUAAUGGAGGAAUAGGAACUAUGACUAAUUCCAACCCACCGCAGAGCCCUAAACAUUUUAAUAAAGCUUAUUCAGGCCACAGCACGUUGCCAAAGCCUAAGAAAAUGCCAAGUCUGUCAUGGGCGUACGGAAGACGUUUCAUCCGAAAUGAAUCAUCAGAUACCGACUGUAGUGACGUGGAUAAAGUAACGAGAACGCGGCCGCGCAAUCUCUCGACGGAGAAUGAAAAAGUAAUGAAGCCUCGGCAGCUGAAGUUUUUAGAAUCCAGCGAGGAUGAAAUGGAAAGGAGAAGAAUUUCCAUUGGAAACCGUAGGUAUGGGCGGAUUCGAAAGCUUCAGACCUUCUCUGAAGAAACGUCAUUCAAGCUGUAUUCACUUAAGGAAGAAGAAAAGGAAGUUGAUUUAGACCAGCGAAAGCCUUUCACCGCAAACGGACUUAAAGUUUACUUAAGGGAUCGUAGUGGAAAUGCAUGUUUUGUCGAAACCUCCGAGCAUUGCGACGACCCUGUCAGCAGCAUUGGCGUCCAGGCGAGAGCUCUUGAUGGUUAUACGAGCAGUUGCCCUGAGAGCAUUAACUGCCUUUCAGAAAAAGAAGACAGCCACAGAAACUUACGUUACUCAAAGCGUCUCACAACACAUUAUUUUUGA